UUGAUGUGGUCGUGUUGAAUGGGAUGCUGCCAUGUUUGGUUCUUAUUUACACUAUUUAACGUGGUUUGGAUUAACUUUUAAUUUUUACUGCAAAUGGUUAAAAAAAAAGCUAGAUGUGUAUAGAAUGUGACAUAGUUUUGUAUAUCCAAGCAAAGUUUGAUGAGUGUUAGUUGUGUAAUAUGUUUUGCUAGCCAAAGAAUGUCCUUUAUAAGCUGUUUUCUUCAAUGAAAUAAUAGACCUACUAGCGCCAUCUGUGUGUCAAGUUAGGAACGAAAGCACUGGCCAUCGGUGUUUUAUGCGCUACAACCAUGUCCGCAUGAGCUCCACCUGGAAUAACUCCACGUCAAUGACCUUUCGUGCAUAAUUUCUAACCCGUGUGCCAUGUACGCAGCAAGAACGUAUAGCCAUUUGAACGUGACAAGCCGAUGGUUUAGGACGCGUGUAUAGUGUGCCGAAGAAACCAAAUCAUGUCCGAGCUGAGCAAGUGCUUCUAUCAAGUGACGGCGGGCCGCUCCUGUCGUGAUCUGUGCCAUCCGGAGUAUGCCACCUGUUGGCAAUCGUUCGUAGGCAUUACGAAAACAUUGCUACCCGGCAGCUACAAACUGUAUCUAUCACUGCUGGUGAUCCCGCCGCUGGUGAAGGGUGGUGGCUAUACGGCGGAAUACUGGAGAAACCACAUCCUGGGCUAUGUGUCGAUUUCGUUCAAAACCUACAUCGAAGCAAUCACCGGCCUGACGCUACAAUGUCUAUUCUAUACACUAUUCGGCAAGCUGCACUACUACUGGCUGAUGGGUGUACCAGGUGUCGUUAGUGCGGCACUAGUUCCAAAACUACCGAAAGUACACUUACGUCUCCAGGGCAUUACCUACUUCAACAUGAUGCUGGAGGUGAUGAUCAAGAAGAGCAAGCUACGGUAUGUGCAGAAAUUGCGCCAGUCGAAACUUUGGGCAACCGUUUGCUUCAUGCUGUUCAGUGCCAAAAUUAUGGACGUGCUGCGGACAGGGACAGUCAACCAGUUCUGGAUCAUGUACCCGGCAACGUCGAAGCAUGACAAAAUGGAAAACACUCCUCAGAAGCGGAAAUCUACACCUUGCCUGCAUGAUGCCUCCUGCCAAUCGUAUGUUUUUGAUGGCAUCUGGAAGUACGCGUUGACUGGUUUUACUAUUGAAGCCGCCCGUGCGCUAGUGUCCAAGGGAUCACUAAUGUACGGGGAACCUUCGCGAUUUCUUCUGGAACUGCGAAAAGCCAUCGGUUUAGAAUUACCCCUCUUUCUAGCGUCGUACGUUGGUAGCUUCCGGUGUAUUAGCUGCUGGUUAGCGCAUCAUACUGGGAGCGAACGUUCUGGACAUGCCAGACUAGCCGGACUGCUCAGCGGUGUCAGCUACUUGAUCUAUCCGAAGUAUCAGAUAUUCACACUUGGUUUUACAAAACUUCUGGAGAUGUCCUGGGAGCAUCAUCUCAAUACAUCCAAAGAGAAAUCCGGCUGGUUGAAGUUACUGCAGCGCAUACCCUUCCUGCGCAUUGUCCACAUGUUAUCGAUCGGUUAUAUGUACCAUGCGCUUGUCUUUCAUUCGCAUCUCUCGCCACCGUUCAACGCGAAAUGCGUCAACUACUGUUCCGGCUUCCGUGUGGAGCGCAUCAAGCGACGACUCGUCUCGUGGAUGCUCGAACAUUCGUGGAGUGCCGUGCGCCAAUGAACCAACAGCCAAAACAGCGCAGCACGAUUAUUGUUUUUGGCAACUUCAUAACGCUUUCGUUCAUAUUCUUCGUGGUAUUGUGACACACGGUGUCAAUAAACAGGAUGGCGCCUUAGUA
Messenger RNA from Anopheles funestus (African malaria mosquito), 1815 nucleotides. RefSeq lists its product as uncharacterized. The transcript is spliced from 5 exons. Lineage: Eukaryota; Metazoa; Arthropoda; Insecta; Diptera; Culicidae. The coding region runs from base 468 to 1697 and encodes 409 amino acids. The record is from RefSeq and is a predicted model, not a curated record.